Messenger RNA from Caenorhabditis remanei, 258 nucleotides. RefSeq lists its product as uncharacterized. Gene Ontology annotation, molecular function: succinate transmembrane transporter activity; citrate transmembrane transporter activity. Gene Ontology annotation, cellular component: membrane. The record is from RefSeq and is a predicted model, not a curated record. Gene Ontology annotation, biological process: citrate transport; monoatomic anion transmembrane transport. The coding region runs from base 1 to 258 and encodes 85 amino acids. The transcript is spliced from 2 exons. Lineage: Eukaryota; Metazoa; Nematoda; Chromadorea; Rhabditida; Rhabditidae.
AUGUUCAUUGAAGCCCUAAUUAUAACUGCUGCUGUUGAGAAGUGUGAUCUACACGAACGUGUUGUCCUUGCCGUUUUACUAUGCGUAGGAAGUGAACCGAAAUGGAUCAUGCCUGGCUUCAUGACAGUCACCGCAUUGCGCAGUAAUUUCGUUUCGACUACUGCAAUAAUGGUUCUGAUUGUACAAAGUGUAGUGCAGCAGUUGAUUUCUUCUUCCCAACAUCAGGAGGAACUGGAACAGCAACUGGAACCCGAGUAA